Molecule: messenger RNA, 408 nt
Organism: Telopea speciosissima
Lineage: Eukaryota; Viridiplantae; Streptophyta; Magnoliopsida; Proteales; Proteaceae
Product: acyl-CoA-binding protein-like
Exons: 4
Coding region: 7-381 (124 amino acids)
Biological process (GO): fatty acid metabolic process
Molecular function (GO): fatty-acyl-CoA binding
Source: RefSeq, a predicted model, not a curated record
UGCUAGAUGAACAAGCCUGUCCUGGAUAUCCAUUCUAUUUAUAGAGUCUCUCUACUUCUGAUCUCUGGGAGAAAGCUGGUUGGAGGACAGGAGGAGACAAGGGUAGACAUGGGUUUGAAGGAAGAAUUUGAUGAGUACGCUGUGAAGGCAAAGACUCUACCUGAGAACACAACUAAUGAGAACAAGCUCAUUCUCUAUGGGCUUUUCAAGCAAGCAACCGUUGGACAAGUGAACACCAGCCGACCUGGGAUGUUCAGUAUGACGGAGAGGGCAAAGUGGGAUGCAUGGAAGGGAGUGGAAGGAAAAUCAAAGGAUGAAGCCAUGAGUGAUUACAUCACCAAGGUGAAGCAGUUGCUGGAAGAAGCGGCUGCCUCUGCUUGAUGUUUAUUUCAAGAUCCUGGACUGAAA